This is a messenger RNA of Cercocebus atys (sooty mangabey), 11269 nucleotides long. RefSeq names its product potassium channel, voltage gated Shab related subfamily B, member 2 (gene KCNB2). Gene Ontology annotation, molecular function: delayed rectifier potassium channel activity; protein binding. Gene Ontology annotation, biological process: protein homooligomerization; potassium ion transmembrane transport. The record is from RefSeq and is a predicted model, not a curated record. Gene Ontology annotation, cellular component: membrane; voltage-gated potassium channel complex. NCBI's taxonomy places the organism in Eukaryota, Metazoa, Chordata, Mammalia, Primates, Cercopithecidae. The transcript is spliced from 3 exons. The coding region runs from base 554 to 3286 and encodes 910 amino acids.
CGGCAACUCCCGGGCUGGCGCGGCUCGCUUUCCAGCUCCUUCCGCGCGGCGAGCUCAGCCCCGCUCGAUUUUUCCUCUUCUGUUCCAGCCCUCUCUCGUCUGGGUGGCGGUGGCGGCGGCAGGGGGAUGGGGACCCCGCGUGGGGAAGGGGGUGAAGAUCGAUGAAGAUUAUUGUUCUUUUAAAGGAUGCCUUAGCUUCCUCCCGCCGCCUCUCCUCUGAACCUUCCUACUAGAGACUGUGAACCAGAGUCAGGGAUGUAAAGACAGGGGGAAAGCACGCCAGGAGCUCCAGCCAGCCGGGGAGACCCUCCUCUGUGGAGGGGAGGGGGAUUUCCAGCGACAGAUCAUUGGCGAAGGGGAUCGUCGCGGGGAGAGGCUCCCUGGAGGGAGCGGGGAAUCCCACAGCCCUUUGUGGUGCCCGAGCCUAUGCCGCCUGCUGAGCGGGGUCUGUGGGAGCUAGCUUUGUCAGUGGAAAUGCCUGCCCCAGAAGGAUAUUGCUUCAGUUGACCUCAUUUUUUAAGGAUCCUGGCUCUGCAGCUUUGUCCAGUUCAAAAUGGCAGAAAAGGCUCCCCCGGGCUUAAACAGGAAGACUUCAAGGUCGACACUUUCUCUUCCUCCAGAGCCUGUGGACAUUAUCCGGAGCAAAACAUGCUCCAGGAGAGUUAAAAUCAACGUGGGGGGCCUCAACCACGAAGUCCUGUGGAGAACGCUGGACAGGCUGCCCAGGACGCGCCUGGGGAAGCUUCGAGACUGCAACACACACGAGAGCCUCCUGGAAGUGUGCGAUGACUAUAAUCUGAACGAGAACGAGUAUUUCUUUGAUCGGCAUCCAGGAGCCUUCACUUCCAUUUUAAAUUUCUACCGGACAGGGAAACUCCAUAUGAUGGAAGAAAUGUGUGCACUUUCUUUUGGCCAAGAACUUGAUUACUGGGGGAUUGAUGAGAUCUACUUAGAGUCCUGCUGCCAGGCCAGAUAUCAUCAAAAAAAAGAACAAAUGAACGAAGAACUGAGGCGAGAGGCAGAGACUAUGCGAGAGCGAGAAGGAGAAGAGUUUGAUAAUACCUGCUGCCCUGAUAAAAGGAAGAAACUGUGGGACUUGCUGGAGAAACCUAACUCAUCAGUGGCUGCAAAGAUCCUGGCCAUCGUAUCUAUCCUGUUCAUCGUGCUUUCCACCAUUGCUUUGUCUCUCAACACACUGCCGGAGCUGCAGGAAACGGACGAAUUUGGACAACUCAAUGACAACCGCCAAUUAGCACAUGUGGAGGCUGUGUGUAUUGCGUGGUUUACCAUGGAGUACCUUUUGCGAUUCUUAUCCUCACCAAAUAAAUGGAAGUUCUUCAAAGGCCCACUGAAUGUCAUUGAUUUGCUGGCCAUCUUGCCGUACUAUGUCACCAUUUUUCUCACGGAGUCCAACAAGAGCGUGCUACAGUUCCAAAACGUGAGGCGCGUGGUCCAGAUCUUCCGAAUCAUGCGCAUCCUCAGGAUCCUGAAACUCGCCAGGCAUUCGACAGGCCUACAGUCUCUGGGUUUCACUCUUAGGCGGAGUUACAAUGAACUGGGCUUGUUGAUAUUGUUUCUGGCCAUGGGGAUAAUGAUAUUUUCCAGCCUGGUAUUUUUUGCUGAGAAGGAUGAAGAUGCUACCAAGUUCACCAGUAUCCCUGCAUCAUUUUGGUGGGCCACCAUCACCAUGACCACUGUCGGCUAUGGUGACAUUUACCCUAAGACAUUACUAGGGAAAAUCGUGGGAGGCCUGUGCUGUAUUGCUGGGGUUCUGGUUAUUGCCCUUCCUAUCCCAAUUAUUGUGAACAAUUUUUCUGAGUUUUACAAGGAGCAGAAACGCCAAGAGAAAGCAAUUAAAAGGAGGGAGGCUCUUGAGCGGGCCAAAAGGAAUGGAAGCAUCGUUUCUAUGAACUUAAAAGAUGCCUUCGCGCGAAGUAUGGAACUGAUAGAUGUGGCUGUGGAGAAGGCCGGAGAGUCCGCCAACACGAAGGACUCCGCCGACGACAAUCACCUGUCGCCAAGCAGGUGGAAGUGGGCCAGGAAGGCUCUGUCGGAAACAAGCUCCAACAAGUCUUUCGAGAAUAAGUACCAGGAGGUUAGCCAAAAAGACUCCCACGAGCAGCUGAACAACACGUCUUCCUCCAGCCCACAGCAUCUGAGUGCCCAGAAACUGGAGAUGCUGUACAAUGAAAUCACCAAGACACAGCCUCAUUCUCACCCAAACACAGACUGCCAAGAAAAGCCUGAGAGGCCAUCUGCAUAUGAAGAAGAGAUUGAAAUGGAAGAAGUGGUGUGUCCACAGGAGCAGCUGGCCGUGGCACAGACCGAGGUCAUUGUGGACAUGAAGAGCACCUCCAGCAUCGACAGCUUCACCAGCUGUGCCACUGACUUCACAGAGACAGAGAGAUCGCCCCUGCCGCCGCCCUCCGCCUCUCACUUGCAGAUGAAGUUCCCAACAGACCUCCCAGGGACAGAAGAGCACCAAAGAGCUAGGGGCCCCCCGUUUCUAACUCUAUCCAGAGAGAAAGGGCCUGCUGCCAGGGAUGGCAUGCUGGAGUAUGCCCCAGUCGAUAUAACUGUGAACCUCGAUGCCAGUGGCUCCCAAUGUGGGCUACAUAGUCCUUUGCAGUCUGACAAUGCCACCGACAGUCCUAAGAGCUCUCUAAAAGGCAGCAAGCCACUAAAGUCCAGAUCCCUCAAAGUGAACUUUAAGGAAAAUAGAGGCAGUGCACCACAGACCCCACCCAGCACAGCCAGGCCACUGCCAGUCACAGCAGCUGACUUUUCGUUCACCACCCCGCAGCACAUCAGUACCAUCCUCUUAGAAGAAACCCCCUCCCAGGGAGACAGACCCUUGCUGGGUGCUGAGGUUUCAGCACCUUGUCAGGGACCUUCCAAAGGGCUGUCUCCCAGGUUUCCCAAGCAGAAACUGUUCCCUUUCUCUUCAAGAGAGAGGAGGAGCUUCACUGAAAUAGAUACUGGUGAAGACGAAGACUUCUUAGAGCUCCCAGGGGCAAGGGAGGAGAAGCAGGGGGACUCCAGCCCAAAUUGCUUUGCAGAUAAGCCUAGUGAUGGGAGAGACCCUUUAAGAGAAGAGGGCAGUGUGGACUCUUCCUCCCCGCAGGACACAGGUCACAACUGUAGGCAAGACAUUUACCAUGCUGUGAGUGAAGUCAAAAAGGACAGUCAAGAAGGGUGCAAGAUGGAAAACCACUUGUUUGCCCCAGAAAUUCAUUCCAACCCAGGAGACACAGGUUAUUGUCCCACACGUGAAACCAGCAUGUGACUAGUUACAAAAGCAAUAAAUUAAAAAAAAAAAACAAAAAAAAAACUUGUUUCUUAAAAAUGAGGUUAAUAAUGCCUGUGAACUAAAAAAAUGGGAAGCCCUCCCCAAAAAAAGUGCAUAAAAUGUUAUUUUUGCAUGGCAUGAACAGUUUAGCUUAAAUACUGUUUAAAUAAAGAGUCAAGACUGAAUUUUGUAACAAACCAACAAAAAUGACUGAAGAACAGUGAACAAAUAAAAAGAGCUCUAUUAGGAACCAGUAUUCUGCAAUGUCUGACAUUUUUGAUCCUUUCAUUUCAAAUUGUAGGCCGAUUUUCAAGUCUUAACAUUUAUGUUACAAUGAAGCUUAGAAUUUUCAUGUGAAAGGAUGAAAUGUCAUUGCAUGCAUUCAUAAUUGUGAGGAAUAAGGUACUGUGAGCUUGCAAAAUGCAUAACUUUGUAAAUAAUGGGGCCUGGAUGCAAAAGUGUCAUGAACACAUGGAAACAAGUUUCUGAGACACAGGUAUUUCCUUCACAGCUACUGCCUGGAGGAGCUGUACAGACUUCCUGUUGCAAAAUUGCAACCUCUCCUUAAACCAUCUCGCAUAUCUUGCUUUGACUUAUAAAGCUCUUAUAAGUACAUUUGUUUAAAGGAAUACAGUAUUUUUUAUUUAUUUGUGAUAUAAUUCAUAGGCUGCAUUUUACUUUUUUGCUUCUGCUUAGUUGUGGCAUUUGUGGUUCAUUUAUAAAUCAUAGACAUGGGCAAGAUUUAAUGACCAGAUAUCAAAAUAUUUGAAAUUUUGCCAAUAAGUUAUAUAUCAUGCCACACCCGAUUACAGGAAUGCAUUUUUUAAAAACCUGAAAUUAUUUAAAAGGUUAUAUCAUACAAUUAAAUGUUUUUAAUGGCAGUCUACAUUUGGAAAUUAGUUCUUUUAAGAAAUGCAUUUUGGCCACCUAAAGAUGACUGUAUUUUCCACUUGUAUCCAAUAUAACAUAACCUUUUCUAACUAAAGUUCUAAAAAUAGAAUACAGAUAUGCCAAAAUGGAAAUUCCAAAAAGUGACCUGACAAACUAAAAGCAGAGUCAUUUAAGUGAGAUUGCCACCGCCACUCAUAGAGUUGGCUGGGAAAUGAGUUGCUACGAAAAGAACCCAGGCGUGGUAACGGGUCACCCUAUACUUCUCAACAUGGGAUGUGAGGUGGGGGGGACACCGCAAUGUGUGGGAGGAAGUUGUUCCUUUUGCUGGAUAUGAAUUACAGAACCCAGAGCACAGAUGGCAGUCACACCCUCCUAUAAUUACAGCAACUGGAAACACCCCCUUGCAUUUCCAACCUUUUCAGGGGGUGAUUGGGACUCUCUUUGUUCAAAAUGACUUUCAGAGAUUUUUACUGGGAACGGUGAAAUCCAGAGCAGUGAAGGCACUGACCAGAGAUUGCCUGUUGGUGAAGUCUGUGCUAGAACCCAGCUCAUCUUAAUUCACGUUGCUUCACAGGAAUCGAGGCUCUGGUCGAAAUUUGCAACCACCAGAUGUGUGAUUCUAGGCAAGCCUGUACAACCUCUCUUGGUCUCAGUUUUGCCCCAGUAAAAAUCAAGACAAAAUUGUUUCCAAGGUCCCAUAAGACUUUAAUAUGAUUCCUUGGUCUCCCAGGAAGGUCCAGAUUUUGCCUCAGCACUUUGUACCCAUCUGUGUGUGUGUGCGCGCGUGUGUACAAUUCAGGGAAAUAGGAAGAUGCUGGGCCAAAUUUCAAGCACAAUAUAUUGUUUAAAGAAAAAACUCUAAAUUUUAUUUUAUUUUUAAAAGGAAAAAAUAGCCCAAAUAUUUAGACUCUUAUUUAAGACUUUAAAGAAAAACAUUUCUUCAUUAACAGAAUCUGGUCAUUAUAUCUCAGAUAAGAAAACAAGUUUUGAUCUUAGUUGAAACACAAGCAGACCUACUGCUAAAAAUAAUUUUAAACAUUUCUUUUUUCACCGUGCUUAGAAUUUCUUAGUGAUUUUCAUCUUAGUGAUUUUAGUGUAUCAUGUUUCAAAACAUAACCUUUAAGAGUUUAUGGUCAUUAAUCGUUGAUAUUUACAUUACUCAUGCUUAUUUCAGUGUCUAAAGCUAAAUAUUGAUCAGUUUUGUAAAUAGAGUGUUUGAAUUUUCUAUCUAUAGUUUUUCAAGGUCAAACAGGUAUAUCUGCUGUUGGAUGAAUAGCAAAUAAUUUAUGAAAAUCAUUUUAUUUACAUAGCCUCAUAAAGCAAUUAUUUUCAAACGUCUCUUAUUGAUGAAUCUCAACUCUUUUUAUUCAUCUUUCUGUAUAAGUGGACUUGUCUUAAUGCGCUAAGAGUUGACUGAUGCCCACCUUUCCUAUGUCUGUUAGGCCCUCUGCUGAGAACACUGCUCCAGAAUGUUUAAUAUUAGAAAGCUUGCCUAGUCAAAGAAUCCUAGACAUUCCUCCCUAGAAGCAUCCUCCCCAAAAUCUUUUUUCUCUUCAUUCUAAGGUACUUUUUUAAGUUUUAGAGAAUUUUCUAGUACAACCCAUGGAAAGCUUAUCCUUCCAUUUUUCUUAGUUCCUCUGAGCCAAAAGUCUUCAGCUAGGGAAAAAAGAAAAUGCUCCUCUAAAAAACAUCUUUGACUUCAGUGUUUCACAAGGAGGCAGUGUGGGGACUGAAGGCUCCCAGGAUGCACUUGUGUAGCACUUCCUAAGUCUUUUCCACGAACUGCACGUAACGCAGAGAAUAAACAUGUGUGCCUGGAAUGGUCUGGGAAUGUCCCAAGCACAGAGUUCUUUUGAAGUCUUAUGUUUUACACUAAAAAUUCAUGUAAAUGCUGCAUUUUACUUUAUAAUUUUAUAUAUUCCAUGUGUUUAAAUAUUUUUAAAAUAAUGUUUUAUAUUAUUUACCAACUAGUAAAAUGGAUACUUGUAUAACUUUAAAUACAUCUUUUGUAUCCCCUGGAAAAAUAUAUCCCCAGUUUGAGAUGUACUGCAUGAAUGGCAGGAACAGAGACUGGUUCCCUGAGGGCCACUGGAGGUUUCUGCUGCUGAGAGCGCUCACCCCUUGUUACAAGUGAGAAUUAUCUGAAUGACUACAAAAUAACUCAGUUCCACAUAUGACUAAUUUGAUCUAAUUUGAUUCUUCUGACUCUCUUAACAACCAGCACAAAUUGCCACAAUAUUGUUUGAGGUCAAAGAUUGAGUCCAAUCCUACGAGGAUAGAAAUGGGUGCAUCAACGUGUGUCCUGAGUCAGACCACACACACAAGGAUGAUAUGCUAAGUGGGUGCCUGGAAUUGACUUGAUUCAUCUCUAAACAUUUUUACUAGAAAUUUCUCUACUGUGACACAACCAGCUGCUUUGAAGCAAGCAUUUGAUCAAGUAUUAUCCUGAUAUAACUAGAUUUGGUAACAAGGAGAAUAUGUGCCAAGUGUCUUCCCAUUAAUUUCUUCUCAAAACAGUCUCACUCUCCUAUAGACACUGGCCUAGGAGAGUCAACAAUUCAACUAUUUUCUCUUGAAAUUUGAAUAGAAAAAAAAAAGCCAUAUGUAUACAGAGUACUUAUAGUUUCUUAUCCCACAACAGCCUUUUGAAUAUUCAGUAAAGGACCAGCGGGGUUAUACAUUUUGCUCAAUUUCACACCCGUCCCUGGUGAAUAGAACUUGGCCUCAUCCACGUCAUCUGGCUUCAAGUCUGGCAUUCCAAUAUACUACAGGAAAGUAUGUUUAGUUAGGCUUGAUUUUUUUUUUUCUAAUAAUAUCAAAAAUAUGUAAAUAAAACUGGAGGUGUAUUUAUAGUCACACAGUUUCUUUAAAGCUACAGUAGAUGAUGCCAAAUGGUAAAAACAUGAGAGAACUGGCAUUGACCAUCUUUUGCAUAUAUGUUUCCCAAUUUGGAAUUUUGACCGUAAGAUAUACAUUCCUUGGUUAAAUAAUUCAUUGUUCAUGAUAUCACAUGACAUACUCAUUAAGCAGAGGGUGGCAGAAGACACUUAAUCUGAAACAAAAGCAAAUAGAACUUUAGAAAUACUUCUAAGUUCAAAAAUAUUGUCUAAUUAAAUUUGAUAAUCAUUUCACUGUUCAUUCAUUCAAAUACUAGUUGAGCAUCCCGGUAUGGUGCUAGGGUACAACCCCUGGCUUCAUGGAGCUUACUGCCUGGCCCACUUAAAACCAAGCUGAGGAUUUGGGUUACUGAAAAAUGUCUUUUCUGAGGAUAGAAAAACCAUUCAAUUAUCAAGCCAGGGAAGCACACAACAGAAACAAAUGAAAUGAUUUUCCAAAGAACUGUUUUCCUAAAAAGUAGAUGGAUGGCAUAGUCUAAUCUGUAAUUAUUUUAGAAUCACAGUUUAGAUUUCACACUUGAAAUAACAAAUUGUUCGUCUGACUGAGGUUAUGUGUUGUCAUUCCUUAUUAUCUGAUACAAUGAAAAAUAAAUUUUUAUUAGAUAUAUUGCUUGUCAAAAUAGCUAAUUAUAGUCUGUAACAAAUCACUAGAGCAAAAUUUAAUACUAGUGGAAAAGUCUGUUUAAAAGUUUAUGUUUUAAUAGUGUGUUUGAUGGUUAUAUUAUUAAAAGCAAAGCAUUUUAAUGCUUUUUCUUCCUAUUAACUAUUGGCAACAUUUUAGGGAUCUAUCAUUAAUCAUUGCUUAGUCCUCUAAAUUCCUAAAUGAAAGAUUUUUAAAAUUCAAUAUUUAAAAACUACUUAGUUUGACUCAAGGUAUUUAUUCUCUAGAUCCAUAUGGAUUCUGCCACUGCACUGCCCUCCCCCAAAACAGAACAAAAAAGAAGAAGAAGAAAAGAGAGAAAGUAAAAGAAAGCCCAUCCCUACUAAGAAAGAGGAAAGGUCCCAACUCCAAAAUCUUGGUGAACACCUCAUAUUAUUCAGUUUAGUAUUUAUUGUGACGUAGUGACAUAAAUGCUAUCCUUUAGUGGUUUCAAUGACCAUUUCUUCCACUUGCCUUUUUAAGACAGCCUAACUUAAUUGUCUAAAUCCUUAUUUACCAUAAUCUCUUCCUUGUUAAGUCUAAAAGGAUUUUAACCUGUAAAUACACAUAUAAAUAAAGGGAAGUGGGGGAUUGUCUUUAAUAAUAAGGUCACCCAAGGCCAGCCAAAGAUAUAAGUACAGAAAAAAAGAAGAAAGACUAAGAAAAAUGUAAGGAAAUUUAAAUAUGUUUUUAAGCAGAGAAAUUUAUAUUAGGUAUAGGCAUGCACUUGCAUAAAAUUUAGACUAAAUACUUAUUAUUUAUAGGAAAUUUAGAAUUCAGGCCAUAAUUCCAAUUCUACUUUCUCUCCUGAAGAAAUUAUUUCUUGUCAUCUGACAGAUAUUUCCAGAUUGCUGUUGAUAAAAUGUUUUAUUCAACAAUUAUGUAUUGAGGGUCUCCUAUGUGCCCAAAAUUAACUUAGGUACAGUACAUUCCCUCAAGUUUACAGUCUAGCAGAGGUUUCAUAUUUAAGAGGUUAUAUUCCCAAGUAAAAUCCAAUUCCAGUGGAUUAUAGUGAGCUAAUAAUAGUAUGACAGUAGAUUUGAGUUUGUUGUUGGAGAAUGUCUAUAACUCCCUUUUAUUUUCCUUCAGACUCAAGUUAUUUUUUUCCAUUCUCUAAUCUAGAAUCUGAAUUUCCACCACAUAGGGUUUCUAAACACCCAUGCUUAAAAUUGCAGUAGCUGUCUGAAAUCUAGUGACAAUGUAUUUGAAUGAAGACAUUUCCCACUUCAGCAGAAUAGGAUUCUAGCCAAAAAUGACUUUGAAAAUGAUCAUUUUUAUACUCCCAUAACUGUUCUGUUUGAUUUUUUUAAAUCCUAGGCUGUAUGCUGAGCUAGAUGCCACCCCAAGCUGCUGAUUUUAUGAAAGCCGAACGCCCAUCUGAGCAAUGUUUAUCUUCCCUCCACGGUGGGCAAUGCUGGCCAACAAUAUGGCUACAUAGUUUUUCCUUUAACUAUUUUUGCUCCAUUUCAACCUAAAACAGACUUAGGAUGGUAUACCAAACACUUAAAAUAGACUUCCAAAAUCAAAACGCAGGGAAACUGACACGGAAUAGUGAGGACAGAACAGAGUGGAAAGAUACAGGUUCAGAGAGGAUGUCAGGGGCGCUCCGCCAUCCGGCUUGUUAUUCCCUGUGUCGAGUGCCCUCUACUGGUCAGUCUGAGAGAAGGUGGAAUUGUACAGGCCAAGAAAGGAUGCCUUAACCAGGACUUGAAAACCACCUUCAGUCCCCUGCAUAUAGCCAAAACCUCAGUUCCAACCGAGGCAUUGUUUUUUCAGUGAUUACAUCUCAGGUUUUCUUUUUCUUUUUCCAAAAUAUUUGAUAAAACUCUUGCUACCCUUUGCACAGCACUUUCAGAGUAUUCCUACCUCCAAAAUCAAAACAGAAUCACAAGUGUAGCUGAAUGUUUAGCAGUGACGUAGUCUACACUUGGGAUACACAGUAAAUGCUCUUUUGACCUUUCUGCCAUUAGGGGGAAGCAAGAUAAGAACUCAAAAUGGUGGGUUUAAAAAAAAAAUUCAUGGGUCUGUAAUGAUAAGGCUAUUUGGGUUAACUCACUCCAAAACCCAGUUUCCAUUCUACUUGAAGAUUACAAGUAGAGCCUGAAAUACCCCUGAAUUGACUCUUGAAAGAAAAGGUGGUUUUAAACUCCCCAUAGACAUCUGUGUGCGCUGACCAGAAAUUCUACUACAGCCAGAUUUCUGGCCCAUCUUUAAAGCAAGAUGUUUCUAACAUUCUUAUUUGUGUAUGGGUUAGGCUAUGUUUUCAACCUGUAAAUUAUACUCACAUCAUAAUGUUUAAUGACAGGAAGAUUUUUGUAAGGAACACACAUACGCAGAAAGAAACAUGUAUUGCUAUUACCCAAAUUACGUAUCCAACAAAAUGUUAUCACUAGAAUUAAUUAAUAAAAAUGUACAUAUUCUAUGAAAAUCUCACUAAAGAAUUGGCAAAAUUUUUCCUAUUAAUAUUUAGCUCAAAACCAAAGAGAAGAGAAAAAGAAAAACCUGUAACUUACAAAACACUUACAAAAACUAAUGUGUGACACUAUCUUGUCACACAAUAGCCAAGUUUCAAACUUAUGCAAUUUUAAAGAGGUAUGAUAUUAAACCAUAAAAAAUUCAGUGAAUGCAUAAAGAAGGUUUAUUAAGCAAAUAUGAGGUACCAUUAAACACACUGAAGCAUUUUUAAUAACCUUUAAUUUAACUAUAUAGUGGCUAUGUUUGCUUGCUUUUAGCACCUUGAUUUCAAUCUGAAGUCUUUCUCUCUGAUAUUGUUACUUGUGUGUUUGCUUACUUGAUUUGUUUUGUUUGGAGAAGUGAGGGUAGGUAGGAGAAAGUAUUUUAAAAAGAAUAUUAUUGGGCAACUUAUUAACAUUACCUAGUGUACCUGGAGUACAAUAGAAACCAUUUGUAGACAUGCCUCGGCCAUCACACUCUCUUCCCCCUUUUUGUCAAGUUUUACCAUUCUGGUUUGGAGACAGAUCUUGUGAUCAAAUUUCAGAUCCUGCUAAUUAAGAUUUUUCAUUCCUCUCCUGUCUGCAGGACCCUCAGCAAUCCUUCCCUAGGAUUUCCCUGAGCAGAGUAUAUCAGGUAUCAAGUCAAAAGGAAGACCAAAUGAGCCAUUAGCAAUCACAACUUGAAGCCCAAAGACAAGAGCAACAGGAGGAUGUCCCAGCAGUCAGAAAACAUAGCGAGGCCUAAGGACAAAGGAACUGUCUCUAUGCAGUAUAAUAAUGUGAUCUGACCAACAAAACAAAGACAUAGUGUUUUCCCCCAUGAUGAACAAAAAAAAAUAUGUACAGUAUGUUUUAAACCUCUAUUAAGUUCUUUAACUUCAAAGGUAAAUAGCUGACUGGUGAGAAAGGUGGUCCCUAAUUCACUAGUUUAUCACAAGGAUUUAGGCAUCAUCCUAAAUGCAAACUCUCCAUUUAAUUUGUGUGUGUAACAGGUUGUUCAUGUGCCUGUUUUCAGGGCAGUAUACAAAAACGAAAAUACCACUAUUACCCUUUUUAUCAUUUUAUUUUAUUUUAUUUUAUUUUUGAGAUGUUGCCCAGG